AUGGAUAAUCAACUUAAAAUUGAAUAGAUAUCAUGUGUUGAUAUUAAUCCUUCUAAUCAAGAUCUAAUAGCAGUUGGUUACGGAGAAUUUGAUAUUGAUUGUACUUAAAGUCUUAAGAAAGGCUAUUUGUGCUUCUGGUCUUUGAAAAACCCAAGAGAUUCUUAAAGCAAUAUUGCUAUUUUCAAUAUUUUAAGUCCUGAUAGCAAGUCUAUAGCUAAUAGUAAUAACCUCGAAGGUAAACAUUUUGAUAUUGUUUGGGAAGUCAAAUGGAUUGAAAGAGGUGAAAAAGAGAUUUUGGUUUCUAUCUCAGGAGAUGGUGGUCUAAGUAUUGAAUUUCCUUAAAGUGAAAACGGAAUUAACUACUUUGCUGCUACUGAGGAAAAUAUUAUCUAUAGAUGCUCUACAUUAUUAACCAAAAAAUAUCAAGCUGUUUAUUAUGGGCAUACUGGAGCAGUCAAUAGGUUAAGAUGCAAUCCAUUUUGGGACUCUAUUAAAUGUCCAGUUUUUAUUACUUGUUCUUAUGAUUGGACUGACUAAGUAAACGAUAUAAUGUGGUCACCAAAUAUAUCCUCAGUAUUUGCUUCAGUGGCAAACGAUGGUAGAAUUGAAAUUUGGGAUAUAUUCAAAGAUAAUCAGCAACCUUAGCUGACUUACUAUGACAGAAAUUCUAAAGGAAAUUACAAAAAUACACCUAAGAGUGUGAUAAAAUUUAGUAAUAAUAGACCUCUUUUAAUAACUGGAAAUAUUAAGGGUUCACUUGAUAUUUAUAGACUCUAUGGGCUUAAUGAUAUUAUUCAAACAAAGGAAGAUCAAAUAUAGAGACUUUUGACUUCAAUUUAAAAAAAUGAUUUAUAAUGA
Stylonychia lemnae is the source of this 858-nucleotide messenger RNA. The record is from the annotation of a GenBank genome assembly. NCBI's taxonomy places the organism in Eukaryota, Ciliophora, Spirotrichea, Sporadotrichida, Oxytrichidae.